AUGGCAGCGGAGUUUAUAGCUCUAGCUUCAGCUAGUAAGGAAGCUGAAUGGUUGAGAAAUCUCAUGUUAGAAUUGCCUUUAUUGCCAAAGCCUAUGUCACCGGUGGCUAUUCAUUGCGAUUCGAAUUCAGCAUUGAUAAAGGCAUAUAGUCAAGUGUAUAAUGAUUGCUUUACUAAAGCAAUGCCAAUGCAUUCAAUCAUCUUUGCUUUGAAUGGAAUAGGCUUAUCUCUUGGCCUAACUAUUGGCUUACUUGAUCUCCAAAGCUUUCCUCUCUCUAUAUCUUCAUGGCCAUCUUUAUCCGCUACCUUGCCAUACUUGGCAAAGCUAUCGGCUCAGCCUCCACCAUCUUCACCACCACCGCAGCAGUCGCCGCCUCUGCCCUCGUACCCUCCAUCUACAUCACACGAAACAACGAAUAACACUAUUUCAUCAACGUGGAAGGGGUACAACAUGGAAAGUGUAAUAAUGCAUAAUAUGAGUGACAAGGAUUUGCUAUGGAGAGCAUCAAUGGUCCCUCAAAUGGAAGGAUACCCUUAUGAAUACAUGCCUAAAGUGGCCUUCAUGUUCUUAACAAAAGGGCCCUUGCCAUUAGCCCGACUUUGGGACUUGUUCUUUAAAGGUCAUGAAGGGUUAUACUCAAUCUAUGUUCAUACUCAUCCUUCUUACAAUGAUUUUUGGCCUCAAAAUUCUGUCUUCUAUGGUAGACGCAUCCCUAGUCAGGAAGUAGUUCGGGGAACUAUGUCAAUGAUCGAUGCAGAAAAACGGCUUUUAGCCAAUUCCCUCUUAGAUUUUUCCAAUCAAAAAUUCGUUUUACUAUCAGAAUCAUGCAUCCCUCUUUUCAAUUUCACCACAAUUUACAACUACUUGACAAAUUCUAAUGUAAGUUAUCUUGCUUCCCAUGAUGAUCCUAGAAAACCCGGCCGUGGACGUUACAACCAUAAAAUGUGGCCUAACAUAACCAUUCAAGAUUGGAGAAAAGGUUCCCAAUGGUUCGAAGCUGAACGUGAAGUCGCCAUUCGUAUGGUUUCGGAUAAAAGGUAUUACUCCAUUUUUGAAGAGCAUUGCCAUCCACCUUGCUACAAUGACGAGCAUUAUUUUCCAACGUUAGCUAAUAAACUAUUUCCAGACCUAAUUGCUAAGAGAGGGAUUACUUGGGUUGAUUGGUCACAUGUCGGACCUCACCCUGGUCGAUUUAUUAGUCGUGACAUAACAGAGGAGUUUCUUAACAAAAUUAGAUUUGAAAUAUCGAAUUGCAUGUAUAAUGGUGAAGUAACGUCUAUGUGUUAUCUUUUUGCUAGGAAAUUUGUAGGGGAUACCUUGAAGCCUUUGCUCAAAAUUGCUCCCAAACUUCUAGGUUUUGAUCCUUAAAAUUUUGUAAUAAUAAUAUUCUAUUCAUUUCAUAACAUAUGUACAUUGAACUUAA
Molecule: messenger RNA, 1423 nt
Organism: Chenopodium quinoa (quinoa)
Lineage: Eukaryota; Viridiplantae; Streptophyta; Magnoliopsida; Caryophyllales; Amaranthaceae
Exons: 4
Coding region: 1-1368 (455 amino acids)
Cellular component (GO): membrane
Molecular function (GO): glycosyltransferase activity
Source: RefSeq, a predicted model, not a curated record